AUGUUCUUUAUUCGCGCAAUCUUCUUGUGCGCCUUGGUUGCAGCGCUCCAGCACCUCGCUGGAGUCGCCGCUGUGCCCAUACCAAUCGGCCACACCAUCUCAUUUGUAUCUUUCCUCUCAUUCGAGAAUACUGGUCUGCUUGCAGCCCAUCAUCUUCCCGUCGUAUCGCGCUACACUCCUGAAUUAGAUGCAGAAGCUUUCCACGUGUUCUGCAGUGUCUACGAUUCCUCUUGUGGAGCCCAUCACGGUCGGAACAUAGCUCUUUCCUUUUCUGCCGGUCUCACUGGCGAUAUUAGCGAGUCUACCUCUUCCGCGUUCGACAUGACCAGCGUCGGUGAGACACUGGUGGCAUUCGCCCCGUCUGAGUCCACUUCGGCCUAUGGAAAUAACACAGUUGAUCUUACUCCGGUGGCUAACUUUACAACUACCAAACAGGCUUCCGUCGCGGCUUCCGUUGCUGACGUGAUCAGCUCCACGGCUCCGAUGUGGGACCCAGUCCCUCCCACAGCUGUCUUCGUGGGUCAAACCCUUGUCGCUCCCACGUCUCAUGUCGAUUUUGCGAUCUCAUCUACCGCUCCCACCAUCGUCCCGUCUUUGGCCGCCUCUGCAAACCAUCAACCCUCGCAGGAUGAUAGUGAAUGGGAUAAUGGGAAAGAUGCUAUGCCAGCGAUCGUAGGUGUCACAUUUAUGGGUGCAGCCCUGGUUCUCCUCUGUGCAUAUUACACUGUCAAAUGGUACAUGGGCUAUCGCCGCAGCCUCAAGGCGGACGAAGAGUUGGCGACUGGAAAAACCAACGGGUCUCCCAAUAUUGUCAUCCCGCUUCCCCCGCGUGGUCCGUUGACGUACCCACCGUCUGCGGCAUCCCAAACGACAGUGGCUUCAACGCCCAGCACCCUGGCACCAACGAUUCCCGGAUUUGAUAUGGCAACAUUUGAUCUAUAUGCGCCUUGGAAGGAUACGGGACGUUAUCCUGCAUUUGUCCCCGACAUCACGGUCCCGAAGCCUGCUAUGAGCGGCGGGCGCCCCGGAAAGUCUGGUAUGCCUGGAAAGACGACCGCACCGGUCAAGCCCUCUCCUCUGCGCUCGGGCUUCUUCUAA
Messenger RNA from Serendipita indica DSM 11827, 1098 nucleotides. NCBI's taxonomy places the organism in Eukaryota, Fungi, Basidiomycota, Agaricomycetes, Sebacinales, Serendipitaceae. The record is from the annotation of a GenBank genome assembly.